GUCGCUCUACAGAACACAGCGGAAAGUUUUUAGUUAUAAAAAUAGUGCAAACGUUGUUAGUGCUAUCAAUAAGCUAUCAAUAAGCAACUAUUUUCAGGUAUAGCUUUCAAUGCAUUUACAAAUACAUAUAGCCGGUACAGUAAAUUAAAGAAUGUAAACACGUAAAUAUGUAAACAUAUCUUAAUGCACCUUAGCAGAAAAUAAUCCGAACACGGCUGCACCUGUUGCAUUUGUAAACAGAAAUAUGUAACCAUAUUGAAAGCUCGCCUGCUGCACACAAUAUUAAAUGUUAAUGUACAUAGUAUAUACAUAUAUAAUACUAACAGAAUAAUAAUUGUGGACAUCUGCACACACACGCACAUAUACAUACAUAUAUAAGGGCAUUACCGAAACGUUGAACAUGUCGUCGGGCAAACUCAUCCGCUGGGGCAUCGCGUCCGCUGGCAAAAUUAGCGAGGACUUUGUGAUUGCAUUAAGCACGCUGCCGGCCACAGAUCACAAGGUCGUAGCUGUGGCAGCACGCGCCCAGGAGCGGGCUGCAGAGUUUGCCAAGAAGCACGAGAUACCCAAUGCCUAUGGCAGCUACGAGGAGCUGGCGAAGAGCAAGGAUGUGGAUGUGGUCUAUAUCGGCGUGCUGAAUCCGCAGCACUAUGAGGUUUCCCUGCUGAUGCUCAACCAUGGCAAGCAUGUGCUCUGCGAGAAGCCGCUGGCAAUGAACAAGAAACAGGUGGAGGGCAUAUUGGCUGCCGCCAAGGCAAACAAACGCUUCUUCAUGGAGGCCGUCUGGUCACGCUUCUUUCCCUCUUAUGAGCAUGUGCGCCAGCUCAUCCAGACCGGCGCCCUAGGCGAGGUCAAAGAGGUGGAGGUCAAUUUUGGUUUUCCCCUGUCCAACGUCGAUCGGCUGCAGAAACGCGAGUUGGGCGGCGGCGUUGUUUACGAUCUGGGCAUUUAUACUAUCCAAGUGUCGCAGUGGGCAUUCCAGGAGCCGCCGCUGAAAAUCGAAUCGACCGGGCAGACCAACGCCGAGGGCGUGGACGAUGAUGUCAGCGCCACGCUCACCUACAGCGGCGGACGCACUGCACGCAUGCGGGUCUCUGGCAAGGUGCAGCUGGAUAACAAGGCCGUCAUCAAGGGCACCAAAGGACAAGUAACGUUGAUUAAUUUUUGGUCGCCCAACAAACUGAUUGACAUCGAUGGCAAGGAGAAGGAGUGGCUGCCGCCCAAGGGCAAGUACGCGACCAACUAUGGCAACUCGGAGGGCAUGCGCUAUGAGGCGGAGGCAGUGCGUCAAUCCAUACUCGCUGGCGAGUUGGAGAACAAGAGCGUCACCUACGCGGACAGUUUGCUAUUUGCCCAGAUCGAGGACACGAUCAGAAAACAGAUCGGUGUGCUCAAUAAAUAUGACGAGGAAUAGACCAAAUUUGCCACAUAUAAUAUACAAGUCUAUAUAAUAACUACCAAAACGAUUUUAACUUUUUCAUGUUCGCAAUUAUAAUCUGUACUCUAUCUAAAUGUA
This is a messenger RNA of Drosophila virilis, 1516 nucleotides long. Its product is annotated as trans-1,2-dihydrobenzene-1,2-diol dehydrogenase. Gene Ontology annotation, molecular function: nucleotide binding. Lineage: Eukaryota; Metazoa; Arthropoda; Insecta; Diptera; Drosophilidae. The record is from RefSeq and is a predicted model, not a curated record.